This is a messenger RNA of Ilyonectria robusta, 2541 nucleotides long. Its product is annotated as glycoside hydrolase superfamily. NCBI's taxonomy places the organism in Eukaryota, Fungi, Ascomycota, Sordariomycetes, Hypocreales, Nectriaceae. Gene Ontology annotation, molecular function: beta-glucosidase activity. Gene Ontology annotation, biological process: glucan catabolic process. The coding region runs from base 1 to 2541 and encodes 846 amino acids. The transcript is spliced from 5 exons. The record is from RefSeq and is a predicted model, not a curated record.
AUGUCUUCUUCUUCCUUGGAUGUCGAGCAUGUUCUGUCCAACCUCACUUUAAAUGAGAAGAUUGCGCUUCUAUCAGGGAAAGAUACCUGGGGGACUCACGCUGUGGAGCGAUUGGGUAUUCCCUCCAUCACAACAACAGAUGGACCGCAUGGCGCGCGGGGCACAUCCUUUUUCAAUGGCCCCCGAGGCAUCCUGCUUCCCUCGGCGACUGCCAUGGGCGCAACCUUUGAUACCCAGCUGAUGCGAUCCGUCGGCCAUCUACUAGCCAUUGAAGCCAAGGAGAAGGGCUGCCAGGUUCUGCUCGCACCUACCGUCUGCCUGCAACGCUCCCCCCUAAUUGGCCGAGGAUUCGAAGCCUUCGGCGAAGAUCCUAUCCUCAGUGGCCUCAUGGGUUCGGCGUAUAUCAACGGCGUCCAAGGAGGCGGCGUCGCUGCUUCCAUCAAGCACUAUGCCGCACAUGACCAGUCUUCUAUGUCUUUGGAAGAUGACCUCCGCGUCUCUGAGAGGACGCUCAGAGAGACCCAUCUGUUGCCCUUCCAGCUGGCCGUCAAGCACUCAAACCCAUGGUCGUUCAUGAGCUCAUACCACCGCAUCAAUGGCGUUCACACAUUUGAGGAUCCCUGGCUCAAUACCCAGCUGCUGCGUAAGGAAUGGGGCUGGGAUGGCUUGGUAAUGAGCGACUGGGGUGGCACCUGCAGUACCACAGAAUCCGUCAACGCUGGUCUGGACCUAGAAAUGCCCGGUCCGACGCGAUGGAGAGGCGAGCGCCUGGAGCUCGCAUUGCUCUGUCAAAAGGUCAAGAUGGAAACCAUUGAUGAGCGAGUCCGCAACGUCCUCAACCUGGUGAAUAAGGUCAGGCCGGCACUCGAGAACACCCCCAAAGGCGCCGACAGCCAGUCUGGUGAUACUCCUGAGAAGCGAGAGAUCUGCCGCGAAGCCGCCCGAAGCUCCAUCGUUCUUCUCAAGAACGACAAGGGCGUAUUGCCGCUCGACCCUCUGGCGGACCAGACGUAUGGCCUUAUUGGUCCUGCUAUCAGGAACCCAGCCGUGAGUGGCGGCGGGUCGGCUGAUCUUGUUCCUUACUACAUAAGUAAGCCUCUACAAGCUAUCCAAGACGUUGUUGGCCUCGAACGCGUCAAGACGGCAAUUGGAUGCUACUCCCACCUUUUCACACCACUCCUGACUGAGAACGUCAGUGUUCCUGGCAAAAGUGAUGCCGGCUAUGAGCUCUUUUGGUAUGCCGAGGACCCGGAGGCCGACCCUGCGCCCAAGGCUGUCCAUACCACGAAAACAACCGAGGCCCAGAUGUACUUUGCAGAUGACGUCCCAGCAGGCGUCCCCGACGCAUACUGGCUUCGCGUCAACACGACGUACACGGCAACGGAGACAGCCACCAUGCAGCUAGGUCUCUGCGUGAUGGGCAAAGCUCGUCUCUACAUUGACGACAGGGAGGCAAUCGAUCUAUGGACCAGCCAACCCGAGAAGACGCUCCAAACAGCAAUGUUCAACCAAGCCAGUAUGGAGGUUAUUGCUGACUUGGAAGCCGAGGAAGGGAGGUCAUACCGCAUUUCCGUUCUAUUGAAGAAUGAAUCAAUCCGUCCGGGGUACGGGGCGCAGAACGCCGGCGGAGUACGGAUCGGUUGCUGCGAGAAGAUCGACCCCGCCGUGGCACUUACGGAGGCCAUCGAGCUAGCCAAGCAGGUCGAUGUCCCGAUCGUCAUCGCCGGGUUGAACUCCGACUACGAGUGCGAGGCCCUGGAUCGAGUUGACCUGGAGCUACCUCCUGGUAUCAACGAACUAAUUACAAAGGUCAUGGAGGCCAACCCAAGAACCAUCAUCGUGAGCCAGUCCGGUUGCCCCGUGACCAUGCCCUGGGUAGCGGAUGUGCCUACCCUCGUGCAUGCCUGGUUCGGCGGCCAAGAGACGGGUAACGCCAUCGCCGAUGUUCUGUUUGGUCGCCACAGUCCGAGCGGUCGUCUUUCCGUUACGUUCCCUCGUCGAAUUGAAGAUACGCCGGCCUUCCUGAGCUGGGGCAAAGGGCUACGCGAGAUGUACUACGGAGAAGGUGUGUUUAUCGGCUACCGGUACUACGAGAAGCUCAGAAACGACCCGCUCUUCUACUUUGGACACGGGCUUUCCUAUACGACAUUUGAGUACUCAAACUUGAGGGUCCCCGAGAAGGUCACGCUGGGCAGCAAGGGCGAUCAGUCAUUCGAAGUGUCUGUCGAUCUCGCCAACACGGGAGAGAGGGACAGCCACGAGAUCGUCCAGAUUUAUGUCUCGGACGUGGACUGCAAGGCUCUGAGACCUCGUAAGGAGCUCAAGGGCUUCGCCAAGGUAUGGUUGAAGAAGGGCGAGACAACAUCGGUCAAGAUCAGCCUGGACAAGUACGCCUUGUCGUAUUGGAACGAAUGGAAAAAGAUGUGGCACGCUGAGAAGGGGGCAUUCAAGAUCAUCGUUUCUCGGAGCGCGGAUCCCAGUGCAGAAGUUCUACAAAAGGUCUUUGAGUUGGAGGCGGACGUCUACUGGACUGGUGUGUAG